AUGAUGGAGGCAAACAAGACUCUAGUGACUCAGUUUGUUCUCAAAGGAAUAACAGAUCGUCUAGAGCUGCAAGUUCCCCUGUUCCUGGUGUUCUUGUUGAUUUAUGUCACCACCAUGGUAGGCAACAUUGGAUUGAUUUUUCUCAUCUGGAGGGACACCCACCUUCACAGCCCCAUGUACUUUUUCCUUAGCAGUUUAGCUUUUGCAGAUGCAUGUACUUCAUCAUCAGUGACUCCAAAGAUGCUUAUGAAUUUUUUAACAAAGAAUAACAUGAUAUCUGUAUUUGAGUGUUUCACCCAAUUUUAUUUUUUUUGUUACAGUGCAACCACAGAAUGUUUGCUCCUGGUAGUGAUGGCCUAUGACCGCUAUGUAGCCAUAUGUAAUCCUUUGCUCUACCUAGUGGUGAUGUCCAACAGACUCUGCACUUGGCUGAUAAGUGUAUCAUAUGUAAUUGGUUUUCUGCACCCCAUAAUUCAUGUAGGAUUAUUAUUUAGAUUAAGUUUCUGUAGGUCCAACAUAAUAGAUCAUUUCUACUGUGAAAUAUUGCCACUAUAUAAAAUUUCUUGCACUGACCCAUCUAUUAAUGCAUUAGUGGCUUUUAUUUUUGCUGCUUUUACACAAGCUAUUACUUUCAUGAGUAUCAUCAUUUCUUAUAUCCAUGUCCUCUUUGCCAUCCUGAAAAAGAAGUCUGAGAAGGGCAGAAGCAAAGCCUUCUCCACCUGUAGUGCCCAUCUACUCUCUGUGUCUUUGUUCUAUGGCACUCUUUUCUUCAUGUAUGUGCGUCCUGGGUCUGGCCCAGAUAAAUAUCAGGAUAAAAUGUAUUCGCUGUUCUACACCAUUAUAAUUCCUCUGCUAAACCCAUUUAUUUAUAGCCUUAGAAAUAAUGAAGUUUUAGGUGCAUUGAGAAAGUUAAUAAAAUAA
Messenger RNA from Castor canadensis (American beaver), 921 nucleotides. RefSeq names its product olfactory receptor 5AC1-like. Gene Ontology annotation, cellular component: membrane. Gene Ontology annotation, molecular function: olfactory receptor activity; G protein-coupled receptor activity. The record is from RefSeq and is a predicted model, not a curated record. Gene Ontology annotation, biological process: G protein-coupled receptor signaling pathway. Lineage: Eukaryota; Metazoa; Chordata; Mammalia; Rodentia; Castoridae.